Gambusia affinis (western mosquitofish) is the source of this 1808-nucleotide messenger RNA. RefSeq lists its product as uncharacterized. NCBI's taxonomy places the organism in Eukaryota, Metazoa, Chordata, Actinopteri, Cyprinodontiformes, Poeciliidae. The record is from RefSeq and is a predicted model, not a curated record. The transcript is spliced from 5 exons. Bases 1 to 813 code for a protein of 270 amino acids. Gene Ontology annotation, biological process: response to bacterium.
AUGAUUAGAAAACUGACUGCUUUGAUUCUUCUGACUGCAGCAUCUCUGACUCAAACUAAUGAGGUUCCUCAUCAGAUCACUUUGAAAGUGGUUGAAGUUGGUGGGAAUGUUACUCUGCAUUGUCCAAGAUCAAGCAAGGAAGGCAACUUCUUCCAAUGGUACAAGCAGCCGCUUGGACAUAUGCUCCAGACAGUUGCUACAUCAGUUCAUGGCCAACAGAAACUGACUGAACAAUUUCCCAACAAUCGCUUUAAAUUUACAGCAGGAGAUUCUCAAUACUCUCUUACUAUCAAGGAUAUCAUUAAAGAGGAUGAAGCUACAUAUUUCUGUCAAAGUGGAAGAGCUUAUUCCCUGAGUUUUUCUUCAGAGAUAUACUUGGCCGUACAUGAUUGUGAAAGUCGAACACUGACUCAUGUCAGACAAUCUCCAGGAACAUCAGUCCAGGAGGGGGACAAAGUUAAUCUCCACUGUUCUCUUCACUUCAGCAGUAGAGACAACACCAGUCAUAAUCCAUCUGAUUACAUUGUGUACUGGUUCAGAGCUGGAUUUGGAGAAUCCUAUCUGAGUUUUAUUUACACCCAGAAGAACAGGAGUAGUAAUAGUAGCUGUGUCUCCCAGCUGUCCAAAACUAUACAGAACUCCUCAGAUACUGGGAUAUAUUACUGUGCUGUGGUCACAUGUGGGAAGAUCUUGUUUGGAGAAGGAACUAAAGUAGAGACAGGUAAACCUUUGGAACCUCUUCUAAUUGUCUUGGGUUUGCUGUUGGGUCUUUGUGUGAUUGUGAUUUCAAUUCUUAUAUUCUCCAGAGAUUAAAGGAUCCAAACAGGAAUCUGCUUACUAAGUUUUUCUGCACUGCAAGAAGGAAGAAAUGGGGGAUUAUCGUCUAUCAACUGACUUUACCUUUUGAGAAGAGAAUAUCUGUUCUUCUAAGUGUAUAAAAUACCCAAAACAUUUCUUGUAAGCUUUCUUUGCGUUCAGCUUUGUGAAGAAGACAACAGAAACUUUCUGCCCUAAAUUUUGCAAGAUGUUGUUUUUAGACAUGAGACUGACUCUCCACUGUAUAAUUUUUAUUUCUAUAAUCUUACCUAGUAAUGUAAAUUUCUUUUCAUAGAAUUAUCUUUGUCUAUUUUCUUCUGAAUUAUUACAUUAUUUUUAACAAGCAAAAGGGGGUGAAAAAGCAUUUAUGUGAAGUUUUUUUAAAUUUUUAUAUAAUAUUAUACAUGCUGUUUAUACACUGUGAUUAAAUAUUUGUUCAUGCUACUUUCAUGUUGCAUUGGUGGAAUUGAUGUAAUACUUAUUAAAAUGGGGUACAUAUUAGGUACAUCUCUAGUAGCAGCAGUUCCAGCUUGUCAAUUUCUUAAUCCACAAUACGAACAGUGGUUCAAAGAUGGUAUACACAUUAUGAAGCAUUUUUAAACUACAAAAUAUGUAAAGCCUUUCACACCAAAAAAGGUUGUGAUUCCUAAUUGACAUGAAAUUAACAAAUAUCUCUGCAACCAGUUCCACGUAAAUAUUUGUUACUCCAUAAAAGCAACAAAAAAUGUCUCAUUAGCUAGUUUUACACAUUCCUUCACAUAUUAUUAGGACCUUGUUAUAUACACUGUGCACAUUAAAAGUAAGGUAAUAGACUUUAGUGCUAUGGUGUGUAAAUGAAAAUGUAUCCUGGAACAACCAUCUUGUGGUUAGUAUAAAGCACAGCCUUCUGCUGUGCUUUAUGUCUACUGGAUCAUCUUGUCCUUUAAACCCAAUAUGUUAAAGAUAGACUGAGUGCACCCUGUUGGUCAAACAAUUUAUGAACAUCUGUUUUU